AUGAUUUUCAUCGUAUUCCUAAAGAACUUUGAGUUCUGGAAAGCCAUCGGAGCUCUCAAAAACAUCAUCGUCCAUACGCGGAUCCGCAAUGUAACCCACGAAUUCGACGUUGUCUGCUACAAUAAAGGCACAGCAGAAGAUCCGAAAUAUCGCAUAUUCCUAUGCAAAGUUAUUGAUGACAGCGAUAUCAAGUUUCUGCUGAAGCUUAACGAUUUCAUGCGGGCCUUCAAGGAGCACUAUCGUCACCACAAUUUUCAUGAAUUCCGUUUCGCAGUCUUUGGCACGUGCGGGACCAUCAAGGAAACAAACAUCGGCGCAGCGUUCUACAUCAACGUAGCGCACAAGGGGGAUCGGGGCCAUCUCCGGAACCUCCCGGCGCUCAGCGCUCCUGCCGACGCUCCUGCUCAAGAAAAGCAUUACUUGUGGGUUUCCGAUUCUCGGGCGAAGAAAAAGCUUUGCGCGCGCGUUCCGGCCCCGAGAGAUACCCCGCUGACGGACCAUGGAUGGCGCGCCAUGCUUACCGCCGAAGGGGCCGCGAUCUGCUCUAUGAACUCCUUAAUGGAGUCCUCACAACCCAUUAUCCCGGGUGUCCAUCUCUACGACAUGGAGACAUACGAUUUCUUCGAAAUAGUCCUUUCACACGGUGCGACGCUUCUGGGAGCAAUUCGGGUGGUCUCGGAUAAGUGCGGUAAAGAUGAGAAGAUCAAUCGACGCUGCUGCAGUUUCCAAGCCGGCAUCCAAAAGCUAGACAGCUUCAUCGACGCAGAGCCCAGGAUCGUCGCGUCCACGGUCGACACAAAGAUUAGACUGGAAUAUUUGGAUCUCCUUCAGUAUGCGAACGAUCCGACCAAGGUGACAAGCUUGCCCGCGCUUUUCGCACGGGAGAAUCCCGAACAACCGAAGGAUCGCAGCAGCCUCCUUGAAGGCAAACCUGUCGCUCAGGCCUCCUCCCAAAGCGCGUUUGGAGAGCUCAAGGCUAUAAUUCUGGCCGAAAUCAAGGCGAUCGCGGAGGACCGAAUGGCACGCAAUAUUACUGAUUCGCUGAGCAUCAAAAUGAGCGAGUCCGACCCACUACUGCUAAACGAUGAAGCCAUAAAGAAGCAGUUGUUGUCCAUUGGCUGUGAGAUAGUUCGGCCGGAAUCAUAA
Molecule: messenger RNA, 1146 nt
Organism: Fimicolochytrium jonesii
Lineage: Eukaryota; Fungi; Chytridiomycota; Chytridiomycetes; Spizellomycetales; Powellomycetaceae
Exons: 1
Coding region: 1-1146 (381 amino acids)
Source: RefSeq, a predicted model, not a curated record